AUGCUUGUUGAUAUUUGUUCAGAUUUAGAAGACUCCGUUAUUGUGGGAAACAGCAUAAAUUACUUGAGGACUUUAAGAAGCUGGCUGUCUCCAGUGGCACGAAGCGUGAAUUCGCCCUGGAAGCGCUGUUGGCAUGCAUCUGUGGACGGCUGGGCUGCAAGUACAUUUCACUCACGAUGUGAUGGCAAGGGACCGACUGUAACAAUAAUAAGAGUUGGAAAAUAUAUUUUCGGAGGAUACACCAGUGUUUCAUGGGGUAAGUUUUUGUUGUUGAGAUAGGCUGAUCCAGGCGUUCAGAUAGUAGAGCGCGGUCUUCGGAUGGUGGGAGGCGAGUUACGCAAAGGAAACGAGGACGAGCAUCAUCAAAACUAUCCAGCCUUUGGAUGCACAGAUUGAAUGGAUGUUUUUUUCACUUUUCUUAGAUCUUGUUCUAGCCUCACUCCGCCCCUUAUCCUCUCGUAUCAUCACUACUUCCUGAAUUUAAAGACGAUUCUCAUCAUUAGUAAGCUUCAUUUGAACCUAAAAAGUACUUAUACGGCUAUAAAUAUUAUAAUCAUUUAGCUGGGGAUUCCAGGCUGCAAAUACAGCAUGCUAAAUCAUAGUCCAGUCAAAUUGUGGUUUAGCAUUAAAGUAAUUGCAACAGAUUUUUUUCAACGCCAUUAAAUUGUUGGAUGGCUAUUUAACAACAUACUAAAAAUCCGCCAAAAUCAGUUUCGGUGAAAGAUGUGAAAAAUUGGCAAUAAAUAUUUUCAACUUUCACCACAGGACACACAAUUUCAGGAAGAUCACAAAUUCAAGUCUGAUAACAACCUCGUUCCCAGGGUUCUCUCCUACCCUGGGAACGAGGUUGGUCUGAUAAUUGUGUUCUUUUUUCUCAAGAAUUUUCGAUGGAACAUCGCUAAUGUUUUUUGGGUAGUUUUGUUUUAAAAACCGCCGACAAAAUGUGUGAGAAACACAGGGGUCAGUGUUUCGUCUUGAGGGCUUUGCACAGGUUACCCAGCCACUCGUCUGUCUCACAUUCUGUUUUCCAAGCUUUAAUUGUUUUUUCUAUGACGGUAUUUAAAAUGGAAAUUAUUAGUCAGUCUUUGUUAACAUGGUUUUUGCGCAAUAUCACUGAAAUGCAGUAAGUAUGAGCAGUUUUACAUCAGGCUUGUAAUUUUUUUGAUAUUUUGCAGCAUGGAUAUUCAGCGUAGCUGACUGAUGGUGAACAAUUUGAUUUGAUAUUUUGUUCACCUUUAGUCAGCUACUUAAUUUGAUUCCAUGCUGCAAGAUACGUGCGACUAAAUGUUUGCAACGGACGAUAGCUUUUGUAUCAGUACCAACUAUUUAUCCUAUUCCCAUUUUGUUCAAAAAUCUUGGACAAUAUGUGUGAUCGAAAUCAGGGAUUCUUUUUAUUUCUCGGGACAUGAGCAACCUCCUUUAUGAUUGCGACUCUGUACUUUACAAUGUGAGUGAAUAAAUAUUCUGCUAAGGACUCCGUCUAUUUGGUUUUUGCUUGAUCGUAACGGUCUGCGCUUUUCAUUACACAUGGGAAAUCCAGAAACCCAAGCGCAGUAUGAUUGUUCUUUUUUUUUAAAUCUUCUUCUUGUAGCGAGUCUCAGAUCUCAGUUUAGUUUAGUGUAUCUUUGUCAGUUUGUAUUUUCUGCGUCAGUCCUUCAUUUCUUGGUNGCACAGGUUACCCAGCCACUCGUCUGUCUCACAUUCUGUUUUCCAAGCUUUAAUUGUUUUUUCUAUGACGGUAUUUAAAAUGGAAAUUAUUAGUCAGUCUUUGUUAACAUGGUUUUUGCGCAAUAUCACUGAAAUGCAGUAAGUAUGAGCAGUUUUACAUCAGGCUUGUAAUUUUUUUGAUAUUUUGCAGCAUGGAUAUUCAGCGUAGCUGACUGAUGGUGAACAAUUUGAUUUGAUAUUUUGUUCACCUUUAGUCAGCUACUUAAUUUGAUUCCAUGCUGCAAGAUACGUGCGACUAAAUGUUUGCAACGGACGAUAGCUUUUGUAUCAGUACCAACUAUUUAUCCUAUUCCCAUUUUGUUCAAAAAUCUUGGACAAUAUGUGUGAUCGAAAUCAGGGAUUCUUUUUAUUUCUCGGGACAUGAGCAACCUCCUUUAUGAUUGCGACUCUGUACUUUACAAUGUGAGUGAAUAAAUAUUCUGCUAAGGACUCCGUCUAUUUGGUUUUUGCUUGAUCGUAACGGUCUGCGCUUUUCAUUACACAUGGGAAAUCCAGAAACCCAAGCGCAGUAUGAUUGUUCUUUUUUUUUAAAUCUUCUUCUUGUAGCGAGUCUCAGAUCUCAGUUUAGUUUAGUGUAUCUUUGUCAGUUUGUAUUUUCUGCGUCAGUCCUUCAUUUCUUGGUAAGAUGAAUAAGUAGAUUAAUCGCUCUGUGGUCUAAAGGCGUUUAUAUUCCCUCCUUGCAUUUCUUUUCUGAGAACAACCAUGAACCUUGACCAGUUUUUUCUCGUCCAUUGGCAAAUGAAGACCUGUCGUGAAUGCUAACGCAGAAACUUCACGAUUUCACAGUUUCAAGGGUUUAUUCUAAAUAGGAAAAGUUCACUGCCAAAGGUACACACGAAAUCUAAACCCAACUAACUAAAAAAAUUCAGAUAACAUGCUUAAAAACCAGGUACUGAAAUUGAUCCCUUAAUGAUAUACAUUCCGAUCACUACCACGAUAAUUAAGUGUCCAUCUUAAUUGUCACGCAAUGUUAUAAUCUCACACAGACCUCUUUUUCUUAACGAUCAUGGAAUCCUAUACGUCUUAAAAUAAUUGCAGUGGUCAAUGAACGCCCAAAAGUACUGGACACAUGUACAACAUUAAUGGGCUUGCCUGACUUAGCUGGCUCCCCUUUUUUUGCGGAACCUAUGUUUCUCUUCGGAUGUGCGUUGUGUAACACUUCAACUUACUGCAUGUUAACCUUAUGACUGAGUUGCGUAAAUUAUGCUCUGCGCGGGGAAUUUCCAUUACUCCAUAGACUCUUACAAUAUAUUUUUACAUACGCAUUGUUUUUGCUACUCAGAGUUUGUGUUUCUCUUAAAAAGCAGAUUCUCUAUUAUACUAUUUCGUUUUCUUGAAGCAAACGUUUGCUGGAACCAAAGUUCUUAUGCGAUGAAUGUUCCGUUAACCUUUAUAAUUUUUUUGCGAAGGUAACAACACUUUUCCUUAGAUGAAAACGCACUUCCCUUUUAUCAAAUUCAUAGGCAUUGGAGCUUAACCUGCUCAAAAACUCUGCAUUGUUGUACAUCGUAAAGGAUUAGUUAAACUAUUCUCCCCUCCUCUCCAUUCACUUUUAACAAGAAGAAAACGUGAAACUGGUAUAUCAUAAAAGCCUGCAAAGUAUUACCUUGCUAGAUUUUUGAGAACGUACCGAACAAACUAAGAUCGUCGUUUUUAUCCCCAAAAGCUAGGUAGCAGUUAUUCUUUCUUCUUUCACUUUCCAUAAAAGUAACAAACACAUUUUGCGCUUUUUUUGUUUGAACGUUUAAUUUCAACUAACGUGGGUUCCAUGUGCUAAAAGCUCAAAAUGUUUAACGCUUAAUUUUGACAUGUUCCACCGAACGGAUUUUGGCGGAUUUUUAGUAUGUUGCUAGAUAGGCCACCCUUACUUAAAAGGCGUUGAAAACAAUUCUGUUGCAAUUAGUUUGAUGUUGAGCCUCAAAAAUACCUAGACUGACUGGACUAUCAGGCCAAUUGUGAUGAACGGAUUAUUUUUAAAAAGUUUUGGGAAGCCUUUAGAUACAAUUUCUGUACCAAACGUUUGUACUUUUAAGGCCUGUUAAAGGGUGAUAAUUAGUUUUACUAUAAUGUGCCCUUCGACAUUCUAAAUUUUCUUGCUAACAUUAUAUAUAAUUAUGUACACGUAGUUUAAACAUCCUCCUGCUAAUUUAUUGUACAAAUAAAGUAUUAUCUAUAGAAUGGAGUAAAAAAAUACGAAUAAAAUACAAACAUUUUUAAGGCAAUGGAGCCUGCUACAUCAACUAUUUGUACUUUGAUAAGAAAAACUGAAUUAAAAAGUUCAUGAGUCAGUUCAAACGAGAACUUCAAACCUGGUGGCAAUUUAGUGUGUAAACUGCGUUUGAGUGAAUUUACCAUUUAUUUUAAUUGUACAUCCGUCGGUUAAUUUGUUCAGUUAAAAUAUGAUGAAUAUAAAUAUUUUCUGGAAUAAAGAGUGUUUUUUUGUAGAUCAAUUAAUUGAACUUCUUUCCGACAGAUUUUUGCUCAAACAACCGUCGUUUGAUUAGUGCUUUUUGUUUGUUUGUUUGUUUGUUUUUUGCGCAUUUUUUGUUUCUUUGUUUUUUGUUGUUGUUGUUGUUGUUGUUAAUUUGGUUUUAAAAUGUUUGUACUUGUCCUACAAAUACAAAUGGAACAUGUCAGACUCAAACUCGUUUCAAAUUAGAAAGCUUGUUUCUUCAGAGUCAAUGCACUUGACGGGUGAAAUAAUUUCUAAAGUGAGUAUCAGAACAAACGGCGCUAAUUACACUUGGUUCCAUCUUUAAUUUGUCACUGAUAGAUUCCAGCAGUGGGUGGCAGUACGACUCCAAAGCAUUCUUGUUUUCACUGGUGAACAAACCAGGAUGGGCACCUGUUAAACUGCCUCAGACAGGGAAAUAUGGUUCACAAAGAGCACAUUCUAUAUACUGUGUCCCAUCGCGUGGACCUUCAUUUGGAGGAGGACAUGACGUUCACAUUUCCAACUACGCGUCAUCCAAUAGCAAUUCUUUCAGCUGGCUUGGCUAUACUUACAGCCCACCGAGCGGGUACAGCUUCGGCAGCACCUUCGCCAAAACAUUCCUGGCAGGAUCGUACGCGUUCACACCAGAUGAAGUAGAAACUUUUUACGAAACAAACUAG
Porites evermanni is the source of this 4842-nucleotide messenger RNA. The record is from the annotation of a GenBank genome assembly. Lineage: Eukaryota; Metazoa; Cnidaria; Anthozoa; Scleractinia; Poritidae.